GCACGCUCCUUAACUCUCUCUAACUUCUCCUUCUCUCCUUAAAACCCUACCGCCACCAUGGCAUGGCUUCCGAAACUCCGAGUUGCCACCGCCGCGGUUUCCUCUCUCGUGAACCCACUUCGACGUGGAGUCCGAGCCUUCGGAUCAGCUGCUGCCUUGGAGCUUGACUACGAUUAUGAAUAUUACGAGUACGAGCAAGCUCACCGGGAUCGCCGUCCUUCACAGCCGAAGGUUGAUGUGUGUGGCUCGGCUCCGGAGAGGGGAGUCCAGUGGGUGCUUAUAGGGGAGCCAGGAGUGAAACGCCAUGCUUAUGCGGAGAGGCUUUCGAAGCUUCUAGAAGUUCCUCAUAUUUCAAUGGGUACCCUUGUCAGACAAGAGCUCAAUCCUCACUCUUCUCUUUACAAACAGAUUGCAAAUGCGGUGAAUGAAGGGAAGCUUGUCCCAGAGGAUGUAAUUUUUGCUCUGUUGUCAAAGAGACUUGAAGAAGGUUACUAUGGAGGUGAAAAUGGUUUUAUUCUUGAAGGGAUUCCUCGUACCAGGAUGCAGGCUGAGAUUCUUGACCAAAUUGCUGAUAUUGAUCUUGUUGUGAACUUUAAAUGUACUGAAGAGUACAUUUUGAAGAAGAAUUCUGAAAGUGAGUUUCUUCCCAUAGGCAACUCCAAGGAUGUAGGAAGUUCCUGGAAGGAAAAUGCCCAUGUAUACUCAGAGCAGGCCAAGUCGUUGGAAGAUUACUACAGUAAGCAAAAGAAGCUUCUCAACUAUCAGGUGGCUGGUGCACCAGGAGAUUCAUGGCAAGGUCUUUUGGCUGCAUUGCAUCUCCAGCAUGUGAAUGCUCUCAGUUCUUCACAUAAGCUGACAGCAUAAACUUUGUUAUUCUUUAAAUCCAGUGCCUACUUUACUUAAAUUGAUAUUCCGGCAUGGUAGUAAAUAUUUACGAUGAGAGAUAGAUAAGUUGAGUGUGGCAAACACCCGAACUUGGAUUUGCCUCAGAAUUUUUGUUUCCCUUUUUGUGAGUUACUAAGCAUUUUGAAAGUGUGUAACGUAAUUUUGGCUUGAGAAGCAGAGCAGAGAUGAUAUCAUUGGCCUGUAUGACUACUUAUAAUAUAAAGGAUGCAUUAUUUUCUUUUCAUUUC
This is a messenger RNA of Theobroma umbraticum, 1133 nucleotides long. Its product is annotated as P-loop containing nucleoside triphosphate hydrolases superfamily protein. Lineage: Eukaryota; Viridiplantae; Streptophyta; Magnoliopsida; Malvales; Malvaceae. Gene Ontology annotation, molecular function: ATP binding; nucleobase-containing compound kinase activity. The record is from RefSeq and is a predicted model, not a curated record. Gene Ontology annotation, biological process: nucleobase-containing compound metabolic process.